AGGAAGUCGCGGAAGGCAGCGGAGCGCCUUAUUGAUACCAUGACCACCGAUCACCGGGAGUACGAUCGGUUGGUUAUGCAGAUAGAUGCGCUAGCCCUCCAGCACUUCCCGGCAUCCCAGGUCUUUGCCUUAAAGAAGGUGAGGGAGGAUCGGAUUGCGCGGGAAUUUCCAAAUCUGGAUGCGCACUGGGAUGGGUACGACUAUCUUGUCGCCCUCUCCGCGCGUGUUCAGCAUAUGCGCUCCGUCGACCGGCUUCUUGCUGACCUGCCAGCCGCUGCCAUCCAAGUUUUCAAGGUUUUGUGGCCUGAGGAGGAGCUGCCGGGGAAUAUCACCCUCACCGCCUCGCGGCUUAAUGACGCCGGGCACCGGAUCCGCGAGUGGCAGUGUUCCGCGGCUCGUGCCGGAGCUGACACGGCGCUGCGCUCUGUGUGCUCAUGGUACCCUGCUCUUGACCUGGAUGCUCUCCAAGGUGUUCGCGCGGACGCUCCCACGGACACCGACCCGGCGCUCUCCGCGAAGCGGCAGGACCGGGCAUACCGGCUCGCUGAGUAUGCCGAGGUCCGCACCUUCAUCCCACCCCCUCCUGGCGUCAAGGACUACCUCAGCGAUGAGGAAGAAGAAGACGAGGGAGAUGAAGGUGAAGCUGCCGAGGACGCGCCGCCGGAAGCUCCCGAGCCGGCGCUACUCCUCCUGAAGAUGCCGAGGCCGGUGCUGCUCCACCCGACGCCCCUGCUGCUCGAUGACCUUCUACGAUAUCUUUGCUCGCUAUGCCUAGCGAAUGGUCGUUAG
Messenger RNA from Lolium perenne, 789 nucleotides. NCBI's taxonomy places the organism in Eukaryota, Viridiplantae, Streptophyta, Magnoliopsida, Poales, Poaceae. The record is from RefSeq and is a predicted model, not a curated record.